Molecule: messenger RNA, 6084 nt
Organism: Didymodactylos carnosus
Lineage: Eukaryota; Metazoa; Rotifera; Eurotatoria; Philodinida; Philodinidae
Source: the annotation of a GenBank genome assembly
AUGAAUGUGAAAUCUCACAAACAAAAAUCUCAUCAUCAUCAUCAUCAUCAUCAUCGGCGUCAUCGAACAUUGGACAAUGCGACACUAGAUCAAUUUGACUUUAUUUGUGUACCGUUGCAUUUGCACGAGUCACGAUAUGAUCCGUCAAAUUUUGUCUCAUUCGAACCAUUACUAUCUCGUUCUUAUUCAAAUUUAAAUUCUUGUAAUGUUCAACAACAAUCAUUACCAAAAGUUUAUACACCAACAAUUUCUCAUUCAUCAUCUCGUCGUGUACGUUUUAAACUCGAUAAUGAUAUUUUUAAUAAUAAUAUUUCUCCAAAUACAAAUGAUCUCUAUUCACAAUCUGUACAACGUCAUACUCGUUCGAUCGACGAUGUACAUUCAGCAUUAAAUCUAUCACCAUCAUGUUAUUCUUUUGACGAUAAUUAUAAUAGAAUGAAUCAACAAUCAAUGACAUCGUCAUUACCAUCUACUACAAAUUAUCAUUAUAGUGAAUAUAAAAUACCAAUUCGUCAAGAUGUCGAUACAUCUUACACCAAUACGGAAACUAUACCAACAAAACUCUCUUCACGUUCACUUACAACACAAAAAAUUGAUGUAAGCCGUCUACAGGGAAUUGCCCCAGUUAUUGAAGCAGAAUUAAAUUAUAAUAAAGAUGGGUCAACUGAUGAAAAAGGUCAAAAACAAUGGUAUCGUCAUAUGUACAAUCAUCUUCAUAAACCAGAUAUUAAAUCAGACGAUCACAAUAAUUAUAAGCCAACAUAUAAAUUUCCAGAAGAAUUUAAUGGUGAUAUUGAACAAAUGGAAGAUUAUAUAAGAAAAACAGCAUCUGGACAAUCAAGUUUAUCAGACGAUGAUAGAUGGAACCAUGCGAAUCAAACCAGUGCAAGUCAUAGAGAGAAUCGUAAUAAUGUGUCACAACAAAGUCAAUUAUCUCCAAAAAGAAAUAUUCAAUGUCAUUUAAAUUCAAAUGACAAUGAAUAUGAUAGAAGAAAACCGACUACAACAAUCGACGACUAUUAUUUAGAAAAUUCUUCAAUAAACAAUCAAGAUUCCAUAAAAUCGAAUAAUAAUUAUUCAUACAAUCUGUCACCAUUGAUGUCUAGUCCACAGUUAAAUUAUUUUACAAAUAAUGCAUCAAUGCCAACAUCAUCUAAUAAAAUGAAUGAUACGAUUAAACAUCAUUCACAACAACAUUCAUUGAACAAUGAUGACGAGCAAAAAAAUAUUUAUAAACGUGUAUUAAAAGGUGGUGAAAUACCAUCGUCCGGAUUACAAAAACAUAUUAAUGAUCGAUCGACAUCAAGAGUUAAUUGGCAACAACGACAAAAACGUUUAAUUAAUUCGAAUAAAUUAAAAAAUGAUUCUCAAAUGCAUUUUCAAAUUGAUUCAUGUCUCUAUUUUUGUCCUAAUCCCAUAUCUAAGACAGAUAAUGAUGAUGAUGAAACAUUUUUUCAUGAGGGAUGUGGUUAUACAGUUAUUUAUCCAAAAAAUAUUAGACCACCACUGUAUGAACAAGCAAAAAAAUUAAAUUUUAUUGAAAAAGAUCAACAAUUAACAAAUUUAAAUACAAUUAUCUUUCAAUAUCCUCAAAUAGCUGAUUAUUCAGCUGGUGGUGGUGAUACAUCAAAAGAUUUUGAUACAUCAGAAUUAGAUCAUACACCAUCAUUAUCAUUUGAGUAUAAUAAUCAUUUUGGUUCAAAUUCAUAUUUAAAUUUAAUACCAAAUAGUUCAACUAUUCCACGUCGAACAAUAUCUACACCAAAUUUAUUAAUAUCAUCUAAUAAAAUAUAUAAUUUUGAUAAAAUGAAUACUUUUAUUACUACAAAUGAGAAUCGUUUAUAUAAUCCCGAUGAAUUUUUACUUGGAUCCAAUGAUAUUUAUGAUCAACAAUCACAUAACGGUAAAAAUGAGACAACAACAGAUGUUGGUAGUAAUGAUAUCAAUGAAUUAGUACAAAUUGUUGAAAGUCAUAUUUCACCAACUACAAAAAAUACAACACUUGAUUAUAGAGUAACAUCAUCACCUCUAUUUACACAUUCUGAUUUACAAUCAGAUGCUACACGUUAUACUCCGGUUAUGGGCACAUCAGUUGCCAGACAACGACGACGAGACCAACAGCGAAAUGAUUCAGUAGAAAAUAAUACUAAUAUAAAUGAUUCAGUUACUCAACCUAACUAUCAAAAUCUUCGACAAAUAUUAGAUCACUCACCCUCUCCACCCAAUACAACAACAUCCUACGGUAUCGAUUCUAUUGUUGAUGCCAACAUGAUAAAUCCACCGACUAAACAGACAUUCAAUUCUAAACGCGAAUAUUUUGAGCAAAGAUCGAAAUAUGAUAAUUAUAAAGCGCCAAAGUACGAUUCACCAUCUCGAAUAAUAUCAUCUCCAACAAAUAAACAGAAUAUGACAACAAUCACAACAGCUAACAUUAAUACCGAUAGACAAAGUUCAUCAUCAAACGAAUCACCGUCCGUGGAUAAAGUUCUCGAACAAGCAGCCGAAUUGAAAUCUGUUGAAGCAAAGCGCUAUAAAACCGAAGAUGGUGAAAUUGUCGAAAGUGUCGGACCAUCGGCUAUUAUUGAACGUACAGAAGAAUAUCAAAUAUAUAUCGAUGAGAAAGGAAAUCAAAUUGGACGUACACCAGUUACGCAGAAGACGACAGUCAUUAGAAGUGGUCAUGCCACUGAUCUCGAUCAAGCAGCCGCUAUUAGCCGACAAUUACCAGGACAAUUGAAUGAUGAUCAUCAAGCGAUUCAAAAUCUCACCAGAGCUAUUCAGGAUCGCCAACGGCCAACGGGUGGGAUUGUUUCAACAACAACUACCACUACAACUAUUUCAUCAUCUACUGAAACGUCAAAGGAACCCGAACAACAAAUCAUUCGUUUGCCAUUGACAAAUAACAAUAGUAGUCUUGAAAAAAAAACAUCGAUAUCAAACGUUAUACCGAUACCGAACAUUUUAAAUGAUAAAACAAAUCUUCUAGCAACUGUAAAUGAAUAUACCGUCAUUGAUGCGUUAUUAAAUAAUCCUCUGGCUAUUAUCGAUCAACAACGAGAAAAAACUAAUUUUUUUAAUAAUAGAAUUCAUGAAAUUGAAACAAAUCUGAGAAAUCCUGAUUAUGUUGCCGCCCUAAAACAGUCUCAAACUACCAAAGGCAAACCGAAAAAAACAAAAAAGGAACCAAAAAAAAAAGAGGAAAAAGUUGAUAAGAGAAAAUCGUCGAAAAAUUCGAAAGAGAAACCAACUGAUGAAUUUGAAACUGGUUUGAGUACAACACCUAUUAUUAGUGCACCGGUUAAUAUAAGAAAAACAUAUCAUACGUUACCGGGACAUACAUCAACGUCUCCGACUCGAACCGAUACGAACUUCACUAGCUUACCGACGACUACAUCACCGUCCGUGUAUGAUGAUAAACGUGUAACAGCGAUUAGUGCCACACUUAUUUCGCCUCCUCCACCAGUUAUAGAUUUACCAGCAGGAAUUUCUGUUGACGAUAAAGCACCAUUAUUAGAUCCAAAAGAGAAAAAAAAGCGUGAUAAAGAAGAGAAAAAACGACAAAAAGACGCAGAAAAGGCGGAAAAAAACAAAAAGAAAUUAGCGGAAAAACAAAAAAAAUCGAAAAAGUUAACCAUCAAAGAUCAAAAAGAUUAUAGAGCGAUCGACGCUGUUAUAAAUGAUCCAAUAAACUCAUAUUUACCAGAUUCAUAUGUCAUAAAACAGGUGCCAACUAUAACGGAUCAUUCAGGUGCAGGUAUCACUUUACAACCAGGUGAGAAAUAUAAAGGUGAAACAGUCGAUUCCUUGGUAAAAAUUGUCAAUGACAUAUUUCUCCAUAGUGCAGCAGCACUCGUAGCAUCUUCAUCCUCACCAACAACAACAAAAACUCCGAGUCGUACAAUACGAUCUGAAUUAGUACAUAAAAAUCCUCUUUUAACACAAACUGGUGAUCAAACACAAAAUUAUCGAUACGUUGACGAACGCGGUAUACCAAUAAGGGGUUAUGACUAUAAAACAUCCUCAUACAAAGAUGAUAUCCGCUAUGUUGAUCAACAAGCAAGGCCAGAUGCUCAAUAUAUACGUUAUAUUGAUGAUCAAGGUACAUCACCAGUAGGAUAUCGUACUUCAGUCACUGAAGUCGUAAGACAGCAACCAGUUUUAUCACAUAUCGGCGAUGAUAAUCAAUAUAUUCGAUACAUUGAUGAACAGGGACGACCCGUAAAACAAUACUCAUCACGAAAUACUUCCAUAGAAACAUCCCCACGUGAAAUAAGUCGACAACAGCCGCAAGUAUCAUCAACCGGAGAUUAUAUUCAAUAUAUUAAUGAUGGAAGACCAGUUCAAGAUUAUCAGCCAGUAUCUAAUGCAGCAUUACCCUAUUCAUAUGAAUACAAUGCGCGUAAUGAUGAAUCAUCUUAUCAAAAUGAGAGACCUAAAAAUACUUCGAAGAUAUCAUCUCCGUAUUUUGAUAAUCGUACAGAGCAACGAAAAAUUAUCAAUGAUUAUAUUGAUGAUCGUGAUAGAAGAUCUAUACCUCAAGUAGAAGAAAAACGAUGGGAAGGUGAGAAAAAAGUACCGACUACAACAAAACGUGAAGAUAUUGAGUUACUCGAUAAACGUAUUCCUCAAUAUAGUGAACAAAGAAAUAUAUCAAUACCAAUCGAACGAGAGUCAAAACAAGGAUCCAGACGAUCUCAGGAACAAAUUCAACCAAACAAUAAUAUUAAACUUGCAUGGUUACCGUUGAAUCAUGCUGAACAAAUACCAACAGGCUAUGAAACAGACUCAACCAUUAGUGAACGAUCAUUUCCUCCUCAACACAUCCCCAUUAUUCCUUCGGCCAGACAAACGUAUACUCGUACACACUACCAACCACCACCAUACGUUGAGUCAUCUCGAUACAUAGAUCCCUAUUAUCGUCGAUCAUAUACAACAAGACCUAUUGAUUAUUAUGAUUCUUAUUAUGCAAGACCUGCGUAUGGCGUUCAUCGUGGAGGAGCAUCGUAUCAUGGUAGAGGCAUAUCACCAGAAUACGGCACUUCAACACGUAAUUACAAUUUAAUUGAAGUAUUUCGCGGUGGAGAUACGAGACCUAGUGAAGUCUAUUCAGUACCACUUUCUGAUUCAUUAAUGGUUCCACCUCCAGUGUCAUCAUCCACAAACAAUAAUCGUUCUUCACGCUAUGAUCAAUAUCAUAAAGGAAAAUACUCGCCUACCGAUCGCCCUUAUACAGAAGGAAACUCUUAUUAUUCAUCUACGUUACCGUCAUCGUCAACAACAAAUAACAUUCGCUAUACAACAUUACCAAUUUCUCGUUAUCAAAGUCAUAUACCGACACAGUACUCUGAUUAUAGUGAUCGAUAUGGUUCAUCUUAUUCACCAUCUCAUCCAGUUGAACAACAUCAUUCGCCGAGUAGACGUCCAUAUUACGACAGAGAAGGAUAUAUAACUCCAUUGUAUACACCAACAUAUAAACAACAACAAUAUCAACGUUAUCCAGUUGAUAAUAAUAAUCAUAUUGAAAAUUAUUUAAGACAGUCUAAAAGUGCUACAUUUGAUUAUAGACCAUUAAGAAGUAAAUUACAACGUGAACAUAAAAUAACACCAUCGUUGCUUGUUGAUGAAAAAUGGGAUCAACAACAUGUUGAACAAGAACCAUUUCGUUAUAGACCAUCAAAUAUUAAUAAUACUAAUGAUAAUAACAAAUAUUAUACGACAGAUCAAUCUUUAUCAGAUAAAACUCAAACUUUAAAUAAUCAAAAUAUCUAUAGAAGAAGUGCAGAUGAUGAGAACAUUCAAUAUCGUUCUCAACGACAUCAACAGUCUACGCAAAAUCGUGAUCAGAGUAUGUCAUCACCUGAUGAUGUAUUUAGUAAUACUCCUCUAUCAUCCACAGUAGGAGGAAAACAUUUUGUUUCAAAUAUUGGAUCACAUGAAGAGACAAUAACAAAUAAAAAUAUUAAUAUGAAUUCGUCCACUAAUGUACAUCCAAAAGACUAUCAUCAAUACACAGUCGAAACAACAUUGCCAACAUCUCGUAAUAAUACAUCAUCAUUGCCAAUGACAUCACCAACUGUGAAAUGA